AUGGUGGCGGCACUUUCCGCGAAGUUGACUUCAUUGGUUGUGGUGAAAAUUAUUGAUAAAUUCUGUCCUCUGGGAUUGGUGUCGUCGAUUGAGCGGUCAGGUAGAAAGCGUGGUAAUGUCGAGAUGAUCGGCACGGAUACAAUGGUUCUCCGAUGGACAAAGAGAGACUCCGCUGUGAUCCGCAAGGCUGUGAAACACGAGUCAAAUGUGAAGAAUGAGGAAUCACAGAACACAAUACCCAUCGCACAGCCAAGCCCUCGCAUGUCGCGCACCAAUUUUGCUACCAUCCUCGACCACCAAUGGUCCAUUGAUUUAGCCACUCAGACCAUCACUGUCGCCACAGACGAUGUACACAUGCACGACGAUGACCGCGACUACAUCGAGCUCGCAGCCGAGUUGUCAGCCGUCACUCUCGACGGUGCCACCAUCACGCCACAUUGUGACACACCCGAUUCUUCCAGUACGCCAGGGUCUGAGAGGCCUGACACUCCGAUGGAGUGGACCACGCUAUGGGACGCGUCUUGCGUCUCCCCGGAAUUCGGCAAAGAGUCUGUGGCGCACAUAGGAUCGCCACACGACUUCUACGUUUCGGGACAACGACGGGAGCCCAUGGGGUCUGGGAGUGACAGCGUAAUCAAGGGACUUGCACGCACAGGGUGUCAGAGGCGCGCGAUGAUGAACACGACAACGACAGCAGAGGCCACGCGGUCGCUUUUCUCCGCGAUGAGGACAUACGGAGACACAAUUUACGCCCCGCUUCGACUCCGCCAGGCCAGAGCCUCGGAAUGA
Messenger RNA from Postia placenta MAD-698-R-SB12, 789 nucleotides. RefSeq lists its product as hypothetical. Lineage: Eukaryota; Fungi; Basidiomycota; Agaricomycetes; Polyporales; Adustoporiaceae. The transcript is spliced from 8 exons. The coding region runs from base 1 to 789 and encodes 262 amino acids. The record is from RefSeq and is a predicted model, not a curated record.